Molecule: messenger RNA, 2938 nt
Organism: Carya illinoinensis
Lineage: Eukaryota; Viridiplantae; Streptophyta; Magnoliopsida; Fagales; Juglandaceae
Product: putative receptor protein kinase ZmPK1
Exons: 1
Coding region: 201-2600 (799 amino acids)
Biological process (GO): protein phosphorylation; recognition of pollen
Molecular function (GO): ATP binding; protein serine/threonine kinase activity
Source: RefSeq, a predicted model, not a curated record
CCGAAUCAAACCCAACCAUUUAGACCGGUAACGCGUGGAUUUGCUUCCCUUUCAUUGCUUCGCCGACGGGUGCAGGGCAUUCACUUGCUCACCCAAAAAGAGCGAAAAGUAAAGGGUAAAGGCCAUUCUCACUUCUGCGUGCCUCUCAGCGUAUCUUUCCCACGCCGCCUCUCCUUUUGAGCUUUCAUUCCAUCAAGUUCAUGGGCACUCUGAUCUUGUUCAUCCUCUUCUCGGCAUUGUUUGCUCCGGCGACAUCCGCAAAUCGAACUUUGAGCGAAGGUUUGUCUCUCUCCAGCGAGAACCCGGAAGAUGUUUUGACUUCGCCGAAUGGAAUGUUCUCCGCUGGGUUUUACUCCGUCGGUCACAAUGCUUAUUGCUUUGCAAUAUGGUUUGACUCCCGACCCUCAAGGAGUCAGGACCGCACCGUUGUCUGGAUGGCCAACCGAGACCAACCGGUUAACGGAAGGAAAUCGAAGCUCUCCCUGCUCAGAACUGGUAAUCUUAUCUUAACCGACACCGGUGAGUUCACCGUCUGGCAGACAAACACUAAUUCUCUCUAUUCUCUAGAAUUACAUCUUUACGAUACUGGUAACCUUGUUCUACGAACUUUGGGAGGUGAAAAUUUGUGGGAAAGCUUCCACUUUCCCACAGAUACCUUGCUUCCCCAGCAAUUACUAACUAGCAAUACAAAGCUUGUCUCCUCGAGAAGCCAGACCAACUAUUCCUCUGGCCUCUACAAGCUCCUUUUCGAAAUUGAUAACGUCCUCAGCCUUCUUUAUGAUGGGGCUGAGGUUCCCAGUAUUUACUGGCCUGAUCCACGGUUUCACCGCGGUUAUAAUGACGGAAGGUUCGUGUACAAUAGUCGCAGAUUCGCAGUGCUUGAUUCCUUCGGGAACUUUAAUUCUUCCGAUAAAUUUACAUUUUUGUCAACUGACUAUGGGCAAUUGCUCCAUAGAAGAUUGACACUUGAUUCCGAUGGCAAUCUUCGAUUGUACAGUUGGGACGAGGAGGGCGAGAUUUGGGUUGUUUCAUGGCAGGCCUUGCAGAGACCUUGUUUUAUUCCUGGUGUUUGUGGGGCUAACGGUAUAUGCAGUUAUGUUCCUGGUAUUGGUGGAAAGUGCUCGUGUCUUCCAGGAUAUAAGAUGAUAAAACAUUCCGAUUGGUCUCAAGGGUGUGAACCCGAAUUGGAUCUCACUUUUGGGAAAAGCAAGUUUGAUUUUUUGCAGGUUUCCCAUCUUCGUUUCUAUGGUAAUGAUUAUAAUACCUCCUACAGUUAUACACUCGAUCAAUGCAAGAAGUUAUGCUUGGAACUGGCCGACUGCAAAGCAUUCCGAUACACCUUUAACACGGCUAGUGGUACUUCAGAUUGUUUCCCCAAGAUUCUAUUGAUAAACGGAGAGCGUUCGCCUUCUUUUAGUGGAAGCUUCUAUCUGAGAGUGCCGAAAAAAGAUCUCUCACAUCUCCUCUCGAACGCCAAUCAUGCUGAAGAAAUCGGUUUAAAUUGUUCAAGUGAAGGUCCCCUACCGCUAUACUUAAAAAACCGGGAAAACGGGAUCGUGAAAUUCAUGCUCUGGUUUGUAUGUGGACUAGGAGGACUAGAAAUUGUGGGUAUCUUUCUGGUGUGGUGUCUCUUCGUUAGAACCCCCAAAAGUUCUAGUGCAGAUGAGCAAGGCCAUCUUCUUGCCAUCACUGGAUUCAGAAAAUAUACAUAUUCAGAGCUCAAGAAAGCCACAAAGGGUUUUACUAAGGAGAUUGGAAGAGGUGCAGGAGGGAUUGUGUGCAAAGGGGUAUUGGCGGACAAUCGAGUUGCAGCAAUCAAGCAACUCUCCGAAGCCAACCAAGGAGAACAUGUAUUUCUAGCAGAAGUGAACAUCAUUGGUAGGCUUAACCACAUGAACUUGAUAGAAAUGUGGGGUUACUGUGCUGAGGGAAAGCGGCGGAUUUUGGUUACUGAGUACAUGGAGCAUGGUUCAUUGGCAGACAACCUCUCUUCCAGUUCACUUGAUUGGAAGAAAAGGUUUAAAAUCGCUUUGGGUACAGCAAAAGGCCUGUCUUAUUUGCAUGAAGAGUGCUUGGAGUGGGUUUUACACUGCGAUGUAAAACCUGAAAAUAUAUUCCUAGACUCUAAUUAUCAACCAAAGGUUGCAGAUUUUGGCUUAUCCAAACUACAAAGUAGAGGAGAACCCAAUAAUCCGAGUUUCUCGAGAAUGAGAGGUACCCGCGGAUACAUGGCUCCGGAGUGGGUAUUUAAUCUGCCCAUCACCUCCAAAGUAGAUGUUUAUAGCUACGGGAUUGUUGUGUUGGAGAUGGUGACCGGAAAAGAUGCAACAAAGGGUGUCCAUGACAUAGACAGUGGAGAGCAGCCACAACACAAAAGGCUUGUUUCGUGGGUGAGGGAAAAGAAGAAUAGAGCAGCUUUAACUGAUUCCUGGCUUGAAGAGAUCAUAGACCCAAGGUUGAAAGGCAAAUAUGACGUACGAAAGAUGGAAACUUUGAUUGGGGUUGCUUUGCAAUGUGUAGAGGAAGAAAGAGAUGCAAGACCCAGCAUGAGAGAAGUCGUUGAGAUGCUUUUGGCCCAUGAAAAUGAUUUUGGCCCAUGAAAAUGAUCAUUUGGGUGAUAAUAUGUUAUACGACUCGUGAACUCAAUACAAACAAGACAUGGAGUUAGCUGGUUUGGGUUUGAUAUAAAGGGGUUCAGGUCUAAACCAGUUAAACUAUUAAGACAUGAUUAGUGAACGGGUCAAUCAGCUUAACCCUAAAUUAACCCGCAAGGAUCAGUUUAAAUUUUAUUUCAAAAUUACAAUUUUGUUAUUAUUAGAUUAUGAUAUUAGUAUUUCUCAAUAUGCUUAUGUUGUUAAGUUGGACCUAUACUCAUAUUUGUUAUUGUUAAUUUGUAAUAGUGGUUUUAUUAUUAGUUAAAAUAUUAAAAAUAUUGAUA